AUGGAUCCGUGGGUAAGCGUGGGAUUGGCCAAGCAAAGCGCACCGCAAAAGAGAGAGAGGGGGAGAGGAGCAGACGAGACGAGAGGAAAGGGAAAAAACCACCAAACAAAUCCCCCGCGGCCGCCGCUUCCCCAUCCCAAGUUCCCAACCCACGCCAUUCCACCUCCACCUCCACCUCCACCUCGAAGCGCCGCCGCCAACCACCACAUCCCCGGUUUCCACCGGAGUCCCUCCUCUCCAGCUGUUGGUCAACCACCCUACCCCGUCUCGCGGAUCCUCUCCAUCGCCGCUGGUGGUGGUUGCGGAUCGAGCUCCGGGGCCAAAUCCACCAUCCACGGCGACGGCCUCCCCGUUCUACUUCCCGUCCGGCGCUGUCCCCGACGAGCCCACUUUUUCCUAAUGGUGGACGGCGUGCCUCUCAAUGGACGCCUGCUGCUCACGCGGAGGAUUCGUCUCCUCCUCCACGACGGCUGCUUAUCCUUCCCUCCAUCGCGGCCGCUGCACAUGAGAGUAGACAUGAUGUCCUGCAUUCGCUUGCUAGAGCACAUCCAUCACAAUAAUUUAUUAGCUAUGGAAGAUCGCAGAUGA
Molecule: messenger RNA, 588 nt
Organism: Triticum dicoccoides
Lineage: Eukaryota; Viridiplantae; Streptophyta; Magnoliopsida; Poales; Poaceae
Exons: 3
Coding region: 1-588 (195 amino acids)
Source: RefSeq, a predicted model, not a curated record